Lindgomyces ingoldianus is the source of this 923-nucleotide messenger RNA. RefSeq names its product cofilin. Gene Ontology annotation, biological process: actin filament severing; cell motility; actin filament depolymerization. The coding region runs from base 185 to 640 and encodes 151 amino acids. The transcript has 5 exons. NCBI's taxonomy places the organism in Eukaryota, Fungi, Ascomycota, Dothideomycetes, Pleosporales, Lindgomycetaceae. Gene Ontology annotation, cellular component: actin cortical patch; cytoplasm; actin cytoskeleton. The record is from RefSeq and is a predicted model, not a curated record. Gene Ontology annotation, molecular function: actin filament binding.
CAAAUUCUGCCCCGCCGACGUUCAGCCUCAUCAACAUACACACUACACCUCUCCCGCGCUUCUGUCAACCGCAAAUCCAGACCCAACAGGACAUCCCAACCGCAGUCCCACUAUUGAUAGAACUGAUAAAGCACUGCCUGCCCAGUCCUCUUUGUAACACCUCUCCCGACACACACAACACAUCAUGGCUCAAUCCGGUGUCUCUGUCAGCCCCGAAUGCAUCAGCACCUUCAACGAGCUGAAGCUCGGCAAAGAGCUGAAAUACAUAAUUUACAAGAUCAGCGACGACUGGAAAGAAAUCGUCGUCGAGGAAGCGUCCAAAGACAGCGACUUCUCCGCCUUCCGUGAGAAGCUGCUGAACGCGAAGAGCAAGGACCGCCGCGGCAAGGAGGGCAUCGGAGGCCGCUAUGCUGUCUAUGAUGUUGAGUAUGAGUUGGAGUCGGGGGAUGGAAAACGCAGCAAGAUUACCUUCAUCUCUUGGUGCCCGGAUGAUGCGCCGCAAUAUCCCCGCAUGAUGUACUCAUCCUCCAAGGAAGCCAUCAAGCGCGCCCUCAACGGUCUGGCCGCCGAUAUCCAAGCCAACGACGCCGACGAUAUCGAGUUCGACAACAUCAUCUCGCGAGUCUCCAAAGGUCGCUAAAUCCCCGCUUUCGCAAGGCUUACAAUAACUCGGGUAAGAAUACUGGAUUAGGUGGCCAAGUGGCAUGACGGAAAACUUGCUGGGGUGGUGGUUUUUCCUUUUUCUUAUACAUGCCUGCAAGGGAGUGGGACUCGUAUCGGGCUUUGAGAGUCUGGUCGGAAUUUUUGGGUGGAGUGUGCGGGGUGGUGAUGCUAGUGAAUCCCAGUCCUAUUUGCAUCGUCAGGAUGUGUAUGUUCUUGAUGGGCGAUAGAGAAUGGGUAAAAUUGUGACUUUUUCUGGUAUG